Molecule: messenger RNA, 402 nt
Organism: Entamoeba invadens IP1
Lineage: Eukaryota; Evosea; Mastigamoebida; Endamoebidae
Product: long-chain-fatty-acid-CoA ligase, putative
Exons: 1
Biological process (GO): long-chain fatty acid metabolic process
Cellular component (GO): endoplasmic reticulum; membrane
Molecular function (GO): long-chain fatty acid-CoA ligase activity
Source: RefSeq, a predicted model, not a curated record
GAGAACAAAUAUGGGAAUGUCCCACUCAUAUCACAAUGUUUCAUCUAUGGGGAAAGUAGUGAUGUCUUUAUCAUUGGUAUUUUCGUGUUAGAAGAAGACAAAUUGAAAGAAGUUUUAAGAGGAAUUGGUGUUGAGUAUACAGAUGAUAAAGACAAAAUGAAGACAAUCCUCAACUCAAUGGAUGUCCGUAAGAAGGUUUUAAGUGUUAUUCAAAAUGGAAUUCGAAUGAUGAACGUCCCAGGCUAUGAAGUCGUGAAAAACUGUUACUUCGAAACAGAGCCUUUCUCUGCUGAAAAUGAUUUACUCACUCCAUCUUUCAAACUAAAAAGAACACAAGCUAAAAAGAAAUACAUAGAAAUUACUAAGAUAUUAAGAGCGGAAGUUAACAAAGGAAUAAUUUAA